CCUACCAAAGCCACAUUCAAUCUCUCCUAAGAGAGAAAGAAAGAAAACUAUACACAGCUAUUUUCACACAUAUAUAUAAAUCUAAGUUGUUGGUGACGUUAUUUUACACAGAAAGCACAACCAUUUUCAGCAGUCACAAGAUUUUUGAGGAAUCUUUCCUUCCAAGAAUCUUGUACAUUGUGAGAGAAUGGAGAGUAGUAGUAUGCAAAACUUGUUGGAGAAACUAAGGCCUCUUGUGGGUGCAAGAGCUUGGGACUAUUGUGUUCUUUGGAGACUAAACGAAGACCAAAGGUUUGUGAAGUGGAUGGGAUGUUGUUGUGGUGGGACACAACUCAUAGAGGAAAAUGGAACUGAAGGGUUUAGCUUCGAAGGUUGUAGGGAUGUUAUGUUUCAUCAUCCUCGAACCAGAUCUUGUGAUUUUCUUGCCCAUCUUCCUUCUUCCAUCCCUCUUGAUUCCGGGAUAUAUGCAGAGACUCUUCUGACUAACCAGACCGGUUGGUUGAGUGAGAGCUCAGAACCCGGUUUCAUGCAGGAAACGAUCUGUACCAGGGUUUUGAUUCCUAUACCGGGAGGAUUAGUGGAGCUCUUUGCGACCAGACAUGUUGCUGAAGAUCAGAACGUGGUGGACUUUGUAAUGGGGAAUUGCAACAUGUUGAUGGAUGAAACGGUAACGAUCAACAUGAUGGUAGCAGAAGAGGUGGAGUCGAAGCCAUAUGGGAUGAUAUCUGGUGACAUCCAUCAAAAGGGUUCAAAGGAUGAAGAAAUGAUGAAUCUCACAUCGCCUUACGACAUCUCUACCGAUCAAAUGCGGCUCAAUUUCUUGCCUCAGAUGAGUGAGUAUGAUGCACAGCAGCAGUUGAAGGUGAAGAGUGAUUAUCAUCAUCACCAAGACUUGGGAUAUCUCCCGGAGAAUGGUAGCAAGGAGAUGAUGGGCAUGAACCCAUUUAGCACAGAAGAUGGGAUGUCGGUGAUGGGCGAGCCUAGCUUGCUUGUGAACGAACAACAAGUUGGUAAUGAUAAGGAAAUGAACGAGAACGGAAGGUUGGAUACUGGUUCGGAUUGUAGCGACCAGAUUGAUGAUGAAGAUGAUCCAAAGUACAAGAAGAAGACAGGAAAACAUUCUCAAGCUAAGAACCUGUUGGCUGAGAGGAGGAGGAGGAAGAAGCUAAACGAUAGGCUUUACGCUCUUCGGUCUCUUGUUCCUAGGAUAACCAAGUUGGAUAGGGCAUCGAUUCUUGGUGACGCGAUCAACUACGUUAAGGAGUUGCAGAAUGAGGCAAAGGAGCUUCAAGACGAGCUUGAAGAGAACUCAGAGACUGAAGAUGGAUCUAAUAGGCAGCAAGUAGGGAUGAGCCUGAACGGGACAGUAGUCACUGGGUUUCACCCGGGGCUUUCGUGUAACUCUAAUGUUCCUAACCUGAAACAAGAUGUUGAUCUUGAGAAUGCCAAUGAUAAAGGACAAGAAAUGGAGCCGCAGGUGGACGUGGCUCAGUUAGAUGGCAGAGAGUUUUUCGUAAAGGUGAUUUGUGAAUACAAACCAGGAGGCUUCACAAGGCUGAUGGAGGCACUUGAUUCUUUGGGACUUGAGGUUACAAAUGCUAACACCACUCGCUUCCUCAGUCUUGUCUCUAAUGUCUUUAAAGUCGAGAAAACAGAUAGCGAGAUGGUGCCAGCUGAACAUGUGAGGAACUCUUUGCUGGAAAUAACCAGGAACACAUCUAGAGGAUGGCAUGAUGAUCAGAUGGCAACCGGUUCCAUGCAAAACGAAAAGAACGAAGUUGACUACCAACACUAUGAUGAUCACCACCAUCACGGCGAUCAUCACCACCUACAUGAUCCUCAGAUGAAUCACAGCGCUCACCAUCAUCAUCAUCAUCAUCACCAACACAUCAACCAUUACCAAAACUAAUAAGGAACAUGUUCCCAGAGCUAUCAAGAUGGGUGUUCUUACAGGAGAAAGAACCAUUAAUAUACGCAUAAAUGCACUUCAAACAUCUUUCCAUUUCAAGAAAUUUAAUAAAAAGGAAUGUCAGAUUCUCAUGGGACAUAGAAGUAUAUAUAAAAGCCAAAAAACUUCACUUUUAAAUUAUCUUUGUUAGAAGUUA
Raphanus sativus (radish) is the source of this 2105-nucleotide messenger RNA. RefSeq names its product transcription factor ABORTED MICROSPORES. Gene Ontology annotation, molecular function: protein dimerization activity; DNA-binding transcription factor activity; sequence-specific DNA binding. Gene Ontology annotation, cellular component: nucleus. The record is from RefSeq and is a predicted model, not a curated record. The transcript is spliced from 10 exons. NCBI's taxonomy places the organism in Eukaryota, Viridiplantae, Streptophyta, Magnoliopsida, Brassicales, Brassicaceae. Gene Ontology annotation, biological process: regulation of DNA-templated transcription. The coding region runs from base 188 to 1909 and encodes 573 amino acids.